This is a messenger RNA of Rhagoletis pomonella (apple maggot), 3105 nucleotides long. It is a transcript of the gene Slip1, whose product is annotated as slo-interacting protein 1. Gene Ontology annotation, molecular function: protein binding. Lineage: Eukaryota; Metazoa; Arthropoda; Insecta; Diptera; Tephritidae. The transcript has 7 exons. The record is from RefSeq and is a predicted model, not a curated record. Bases 111 to 2975 code for a protein of 954 amino acids.
AAGUAAUAUAUCAUGUAUUGCUCAUCUUUUUCAGUUGUUACACGGACAAUCUUCACGUCAAAUAAGGAAAAAUAAUGGUAGAUACAUGAGCGCUAUUUCAUGCACGUACAAUGGCUGAAAUUAAUUUCCUCGUUUUUAAGAUUAAUGGCACCGAUAUAAGUCAAAUGCCGGAAGAUAAAGUGGUUCAAAUGUUCCUUACUGCUGGCGAACCGUUGCUAGUAGAAAUGCAGCGCAAAUCAAGCAUAACUCCAAACUGUAGUGCGCUCGAAACUACUGCCAAUUCAGAUUAUAGUGAAAAGGACUGCAAAGACGUAAAUGCUAAAAUGGCUGGAAUGGCAAUUGCUACAACUCUUAAACCGAAAACAGGAGAAUCAGUGAAAUUUGAUGCAGAUUUAACCUCAACAGUAAAGUUGGUUGUAGCCAUAAAAACUUCGGAAGCGACAGCGACGAUAGAAAGUGCUUCACGAGAUAGUAAAUCGACUCAAACUGAUAAUAAUUAUUUUAUCUAUGACAACUCGAAGGAUAGAGCUGAGCAUUAUAUUGAGCAUGAGCACAAUUUACUGGAACAUUGUUUGGCACCUGAAAUCGAUAUCGAAGAAAUAACAUUGAGAAAGUCAGACAGCAAUGAACGCUUGGGACUAAUUGUUUGCUAUAAUGGUUGUGCUAACAAUGGUGCCUUGUCUAAUUCUGAUGACAAUGAUGCGUGCACUGAGGUAUACAUCAGUGGUAUUCAACCUGACAGUGUGGCUGGACGUGAUGGUCGCUUGCGUCAAGGAGAUCAAAUACUACAAAUAAAUGGAAAAUAUAUAAAAAACAAGGAAGAAACCGAACUACUCAUUGCCGAAAAUAAUAACGCUGUAACUCUGCUCGUUAGCCGAUAUCUUUUCACGGAUGAAGAUGAUUUCAACGACCCUCUGCUGGCGGAUCUAGAAGUUGAUGAGGAGGACGAUGUCGAAGAGGAGGAAUUUUACGUUGAAAGUAAUAUAACAUACGAAAAUUGCCUUCUUCAGAAUGAGCCUGCAAACGAAUUAGAAAAGGCUUUGGCAUUGCACAGUGAAAGGAAGCCAACAAAACUGCAAAUACCAGCUAUUGAAAAUCAGCUACCAACCACAGCAGCUGUCGCUAAUGUCGACACAAUUACUUCUCCUAGCAGUUCGGUUCAAAUAUGUGCAGAUAUAGUUGAAUGUCCUGAACAGAAGGUAUUACUCGUUUCUUCCCAGCCAACAACUGCUACUAGAAACGAUAAAGCUUUGAAUCAGUUACAAAACCAGCAACCACAAAAGCAAAACAGAACGACUCAUAAGAAUAUCGCGAAAAAAAACUUGCGCUCGCAUAAAGCAGAACAAUCAUCACGGACACUUCUGUCGCCCUUUGACUCUGUAAAAAACGGCCCUAGUGAGCAGCAUAUUAAUUACGACACAGAACAUAUAUACGAAACUAUACCAGAAGAUUCAGAAUCAGAGCCAUUUUAUUGCUCUCCAUAUGAAAGUUCAACAUAUGUAACGGCAUUCGGAUCCUGUUCCUCUACCACUACCGACUCGCCGCAGCUUCAGUUGCAAAAGAUGAAUGUUGCGAAAUGGCUAGAUGUAUGUGUUAACCCCACGAAUAUUUCACAACUGAAUGCCAUUUCUGCGUCGGCUCGUGGCACCAGCGCAGGUAACCGUAAGCAAUUCCACAACGAUACCAACGAAAUGGAAAUACGCAAGAAAUCCAAUACUGUGCGAAGCACCUUAACUACUAUCACAAACGGAUCAAGUAGUAGCGGUGGCAGCGGAAAUAGUGGCGGAAGUAAUAUUGUGGACGUUUCGCAAAAUGAAGAACGUGACUCCUCCAGCGCUUAUAAUACUGGGGGGUCAAACAAUAGUACAAUUCCACUAAGAUCAGUACUCAACCAAAGUGGAAAAUGCGACAGUAUGCUUGAUGACAGCAAAUCACUGAAAUCGCAAUUGCCAAAGGAUAAGACGUCCUCUAUUUUAUCCAAAACAGGCUGUGAUGCCCUAUCACAGCUUUCUCAAACUAUACGAAGCAAUAUAGAAAGCUCAGCAGAUGUUCGGACUAAUCCAUCGAACUUUUGCUGUCCACAAUUUGUUGCUCCGAAUCUUAGCCAAUAUCACUUUGUCAGCAGCCAAGAGGUGAGAACAGGAAUCCGCCAAACAAUGGCUGUAACAACCCGAGUCGACGAAGUCAAUCACAAAAGUCUCGCCAAAGAAGAUACCAUGGUUUGGAAAGUGAAGCGUCGGCAAGACGGCACAAGGUAUAUUGUACGUCGCCCUGCUCGUAAUCGCUGCCUGUUACGUGAUCGGUCUAUACGCAUCAAUACCGAACAUGUUCGUAACAGACAUAUGUCAACCACUACUGAGGAAGAUAAUAUAUCAGAGGUCAAAGUUGGCCGCUAUUGGUCAAAAGAAGAACGUAGAAAACACAUAGAGCGCGCUCGGGAACGAAAACAGCAACACCAACUUCAAAAACAGCAAAUAACUGAUGAUAAUAAUCUGUCGAAAGUGUUCGUAAAAGACCAAUCUUCUUUGAAACUUGUUCAGCAAAAAAAAACUGGAUUGAUUCCACAGCGUACAAACCAGAACCGGUUCGCAGAGCAUUCGGGAAAUCAGACUCAACAACCAAACAUCACUACGCCCUUGCAACAACAUUACCAACUGCAAUUUAACUCGUCUAGAAUACAGCAUCAAAAACAGGCGAGGUGUGAUUCUAAUGCAACUACCUGCGCCCCCAAUGUUUCGUUUAAUGAAAAACAAAGCAUAUCGCCGAAAGAGCUAGCACUUGAAACAGGUGAAACUGAAACGUGUAGAAUAUCAGAAAUUGGAGCAGUAAGUUCUAAAUCGAAUUGCCCGGUAUUCCCUAGCUCAUUAGUGGUGACGGGAUCCCAAACGGCUGUUGUCGUUACCAAUACUUCCACUUUUCCAGCUGCCGUCGAAAAGAGUGAAUUACAAAAUUGUAUCUCUAUUACUACCAUAUAAAGUAUUAUUGAUAUAUUUUGGGAGUCUCAGUCUUUCUUCAUUCCAUUUUCAUUUAAAUCACUUGUUUUAUAUCAUUGAAAACAAAAUUAUUAAAAAAUAAAGAUAAUACUAGUCUUGUGAGUUCAAUCUA